AUGGGCAGGCCAAACCUCCAAGAAGACUGCUAUGGCCACGAUAUAGUGUUGCUAAUAGAAAUCAAUGUGCAAUCCCUGAGAUUGGAAAAACAACCAGGAAUGAAUGAGGCAGCCUAUGCAGAAGCAAUGAUGCAAGACCUGGACCAAUUAAGUUCAAUUCAGACCAAAGCUUUGAACCAUCUAAUAGUUGGUAAGCAAGCCGUGUCUCGAGCCUACAAUAAAAGAGUUCUUGAAAAGACUUUUGAAGAAGGAGAAUUAGUAUGGCGGGCUAUGUUACCACUCGGAACUCACGUGGCAGGACUUGGGAAAUAG
Prunus armeniaca (apricot) is the source of this 312-nucleotide messenger RNA. The record is from the annotation of a GenBank genome assembly. Lineage: Eukaryota; Viridiplantae; Streptophyta; Magnoliopsida; Rosales; Rosaceae.